Andrographis paniculata is the source of this 927-nucleotide messenger RNA. RefSeq lists its product as uncharacterized. Gene Ontology annotation, molecular function: protein kinase activator activity; microtubule binding. Lineage: Eukaryota; Viridiplantae; Streptophyta; Magnoliopsida; Lamiales; Acanthaceae. Gene Ontology annotation, cellular component: nuclear microtubule; mitotic spindle. Gene Ontology annotation, biological process: mitotic spindle assembly; regulation of mitotic spindle organization; activation of protein kinase activity. The transcript is spliced from 3 exons. The coding region runs from base 64 to 570 and encodes 168 amino acids. The record is from RefSeq and is a predicted model, not a curated record.
AUUUUCAAAGCGGUUCCUCUGGUGGACGGAGGAUGUGGUAGCUAGGGUGGGGCGGAGGGAGAAAUGGAGGAAUUGAAGGAGGAUUGUGUGGGGUAUUGUUCCGGAAUCGAUGAGGAUUACGAGUUUGACGCCCCUCAGUUCUAUAAUUUCACCAGGGGAGAAUUCGAUUCCGACGUUCAGGAGUUGGAGCGCUGGUUUGAAGUUUCCGGAGAUUAUCCCCCUUCUCCUUUCAUUCUUGCGUUGAAUGAAAAAUUUCAUCCAGUGGAAGGCGCGGCCAACUCAUCAGAAGCAAAAUGCAGCAACAACAGGGCUAAAUCAACCAGCAGCACCAGUUCAAAUACUGGUAGAAGUAACCGCCUUUCGACUUCGAAAAAGGAUGCCAAAGGUUUGUCUUCAGGAAAGAUCCAACCCACACAAGACAAUGCAAAACCAAAGGCAGAUGAUAAAUUAUUACAGGCGAAAAGCUCAAGCUUUAUGAAACCGACCGUUAGCCACUUGGCGAAACAAAAAAAAGUUCUCGACAAUAAUUCCAGCAACUUUUCUAAAAGGUCUAGCUUCCAUUUUAAGUAGUAGUUUCGGUCAGGUUGUUGCCGGGGUGGUUCUCGUCUUCUUUGACUGCCCAUACAAUCUAAAAAGGCUCAGGAAUUGUGAGGGACCAAUGAUUUCAUAUGGUCUUGCUAAUUAGAGCUUGAUAUCCAACUUGUGGGUAUGUGCUGUAUUUAGGGGGUAGUUUCUUGUUUCUUCUUCACCAGGUUUCAGAAAACAUCUGCCAAGCUUGAUAAAAAAGGCUUGCAGAGCCCAACUAGAUGUGACAACCUUGCAUCAAAAUGAGAAAAGCUUGAGAUUGGCUACUUAAAAAAGGUUUGUUUCAUAAAAUUGCUUCGAUGAACCGGACUUCCCACAUUAACUUGCAUAAACACUAACAGG